AUGAAAGAUUUAUGUGCCAUGGUAAAACAAUUGGGUAUCCCAACUUGGUUUUGUAGUUUUUCUGCAGCAGAUAGACGAUGGAAGGAAAUUGUGUAUGCUAUUCUUAAAUCUCAGGGAAAAGUAGUCCCUGAUGAGAUGGAUUGGACAGAACACUGUAAGGUUAUUAACAGUAAUCCAGUUAUUGCUGCAGCCAUGUUUGAUAAACGCAGUCAUCAUCUAAUCCAUGACCUAAUCAAGUCUGCUUCACACCCAAUUGGCAACGUGACUGAUUUUUUCUAUAGAAUAGAAUUUCAGCAAAGGGGGUGGCCUCAUAUUCAUGCAUUGUUUUGGGUGCAAGAUGCACCUAUUCUAGAUAGAUCUGAGCCAACAGAUGUAGUAAGUUUCAUUGACAAGUAUGUUACUUGCCAGUUACCACAUGAAGAGGAACCUUUGUAUGAGAAAGUAUCCAAAUUACAAAUGCAUAGUAAAAACCAUUCACGUAGUUGCAGGAAGGGUAAUCAAACUUGUAGGUUUAAUUUUCCAAGACAAGUAUCUACCAGAACCUUCAUAUGUAAACCAAUCAAGCUAGAUGAAGAACAACCAAAACAAAUUAUAAGAAAAGAAGCUAGAGAAGCUUUGGAAAAGUUGGCAAAAAUCACUAGUGACGAGAAGAACAUAUCCCUUUCUUCUCAGCAAUGUUUAGAAUUAGCAGGCAUGACACAAGAGAGUCUUGAAUAUUCCAUGGGUGUUUUAGCCAGAAAAACUGUCAUAGUUUUAAAAAGGGAGCCUAGAGAAUGUUGGAUUAAUCAGUAUAACCCUCAUUUAUUAGAAGCUUGGGAUGCUAACAUAGAUAUACAGUACAUAGUAGAUGCUUAUGCAUGUAUUUGUUAUAUAGUGUCCUACAUCUCAAAAAAAGAGAGUGAAGAGGGUGAACUUCUGAAGGCUGCUCAAAAAGAGGCUAGAGAAGGUAACACUGAGGCUGUCAAUGAGCUCAAAACAUUAGGAAAAGUUUACAUCACUCACAGGGAAAUUAGUGUUAUGGAAGCUAUCUAUAGAUGUACAGGCAUGAAACUCAAGUGUUCAAGUAGAGAAGUGCGCUGGAUAGCAGCAGAUAAAGAUGCAACUAGGUUGUCUUUGCCUUUGAAUAUUUUAAAACAACAAGCCAAGGAAAAACGAUUGGAUAACAUAUGGGCUAAGUCAGAUUUAGAAAGAGGUCAAGACAUUUUACCCUCUGCAUUUACAUCAUAUGAAACCUUUCACAACAAUGCUUGUUUUGUUAUUAAUGAUGAAGAGAUCCCUAUUUAUGAAUUAGUGAACAGAAAUAGUGCACCCUUUGAAAAAGAUGCAGAGGUAAUUGAUAUUGCUCUACAACGAUCCCAUGAUGAUCAUGAGGAUGCAUGGGCUGAUAUUGCUCCAGGAGCUGAAGAACAAAGAAUCGAUGAUAAAAUGGACCAAAACUUGUCCACUAUAGGUGAAGAUGCAGUUGAGGAAGUUCAUCUCCCAGAUUUAGAAGCAGCUCUACCAGAUAAAAUUGCAUAUAGAAAAGGAAAUUUAUUUAGCGAAAAUCUUAAGUUACAGAUUUCAACAAAACAAGCAAAAAAUAUGCUUAGGUCUAUGAAUAUCCAACAACUACAUAUAUUUAAUUACAUGCGAAAUUGGUGCCUAGAAAAAAGUCAAGGAAAAAAUCCAAAACCCUUCCACAUUUUUCUUACUGGUGGAGCUGGAACAGGUAAGACCCAUGUGAUAAAUACUUUUCGGUAUGAAGCAGAAAACAUUUUGACAUCAGUAGACUCUCCUAAUGAAAAUCCAGAUGAUGUAAAAGUGCUAUUAGUUGCCUACACUGGAACAGCCGCAUUUAAUAUACAGGGUCAAACUAUUCACUCUGCUUUUGCUAUAAGAAGCCAAAAAGGUAAAAAUAGGAAAAAAUAUGUCCCAUUGGGAGAAGAGUUGCUAACAGAGCUUCGUGUAAAAUACAGAAGUCUGCAAAUUUUAGUAAUAGAUGAAAUUUCAAUGGUUGGUCAAAAUAUGAUGAUGAAUAUAAGUCAGCGACUGAAUCAAAUCAAACAGACCAACUCUGCCCAAGCUAUUUUUGGAGAUAUCAGUGUUUUAGCAGUAGGAGAUUUUUACCAAGUGGCCCCUGUAGCAGAUAAAGCUCUUUAUGUUACUGAUCCAGGCCAACUUUAUGAGUCAGAAUGGAACAAUUUUGUAAAAUAUGAACUUUCAAUAAUAAUGAGGCAAAAAGAUGAUCAGCCAUUUGCCAAUUUGCUCAAUGCCAUUCGUACAAAGAAAAAGGAAGAACAAUUGAAACCCCAUGAUAAAGCUAUGCUUCUUGAACGUGUGAAUGAUCAACUUACAGCAGAUUCAACAAAACUGUACAUUUUCCCUAGGAACAAAGAAGUUGAUGAACAUAACAAACAUUUAUUAGAGACACUUUGUUCUGACAUCAUUUCAAUAGAAGCAGCCGAUAUUAUCCAUUCACGGUCAGGACAAACAAAAAGAAAGAAGGUUCCUUUUGCUAAAGACUCUUUAGCUUUAAAACCAUUGUUAGAAAUUGCUAUAAAUGCAAGAGUCAUGCUUACAACAAAUCUAAAUGUUAGUGAUGGACUUUCAAAUGGUGUUAUGGGUACUGUUGUGAAGAUUGAACAAGGGACGAAACCAUUAAAUCAACCACAGUACAUCUGGGUGCAUUUUGAUAACCCCAACAUAGGCGCAAAUACCAGGCAACAAACAGUAAGACCUGAAAAUAUCCCAACAAACAGUGUACAACUCCAGCCACAUGUAGAACUUUUUGACCAUCAGUCAGUAAAAGUGGCUCGAUACCAGUACCCUCUUAAGUUAGCAUGGGCCUGCACUGUUCAUAAAACUCAAGGGAAAACUGUUACUGAUGCAGUGGUUUCAUUAAAACAUGUCUUUGCACCAGGUAUUGGGUAUGUUGCACUUAGUCGUGCAACUAAAUUAUCAGGUCUGCAACUUCAAAGUUUUGAUCAAACUGAUGAAGCCAACUUGUAUUGUGACAUUAAAGUAGAUGAUGCUAUGAAGGCCAUGAGUCCUCUUAACCCAGACAUAUUACCACUUUUAAGACCCUUACAGAAAACACUAACAAUUGUAUGUCACAACAUCCAAUCUCUACCUGCUCAUUUCACAGAUUUAAAAAGUAAUCCAGAAAUGGCUGUGGCAGAUAUUGUGGGUAUUACUGAGAGUUGGCUACAUAGCAAUGUCCCGUCUUCUAAAUACUCUAUUCCUGGUUUUAAACUCAUAAGAUGUGAUCGUCAAAAUGAUACCUCAAGAGGGGGAGUAGCUGUUUAUAUUCGCAACACAUUGAAAGUAAUGGAGGUCAAAAACAACUCUGUUACAGAGCCAGGUUUUGAAAGUUUAAGUAUGACAAUCAAUGGUUAUUAUAUAAGCUUUAUGUACCGUUCACCAUCAAUU
Lingula anatina is the source of this 3408-nucleotide messenger RNA. RefSeq lists its product as uncharacterized. NCBI's taxonomy places the organism in Eukaryota, Metazoa, Brachiopoda, Lingulata, Lingulida, Lingulidae. Gene Ontology annotation, biological process: telomere maintenance; DNA repair. Gene Ontology annotation, molecular function: DNA helicase activity; ATP hydrolysis activity. The record is from RefSeq and is a predicted model, not a curated record.